UCGAAGUGCGACGGAGCCGCCAUCUUGUGAGGACCCGUUUGGGAGGGGGGCUUUAAUUUCAAUUUAAAAACUUUUUCAGCAUUCAUUAGAGUUAUUUCCCGCCCCCACGACUGAGGGGAAUUUUAAAAAUGGUAAAAAUAUUUAUCGGGAAUCUGCCGCGCAUAGCAACGAAAGAAGAAAUUAAGGAGUUAUUCGAGAAGUACGGUAAACUGACAGAAUGCGACAUCAUCAAGAAUUAUGGCUUUGUGCACAUGGAGGAUAAAGAGGCAGCAGAUGAGGCGAUCAAGAACCUUCAUCACCACAAGCUGCACGGGCUUCCCAUCAAUGUUGAAGCCAGCAAGAGCAAGGUGAAGACCUCCACUAAGCUGCAUGUCAGUAACAUCGGAGCUGAGUGCACGAACCAAGAGCUGCGAGCUAGGUUCGAAGAGUACGGACCUGUCAUCGAGUGUGACAUUGUCAAGGACUAUGCCUUUGUACACAUGGAGCGGGAGGAAGAUGCCAUGGAAGCCAUCAGAGGCUUUGAUGGCACUGAAUUUAAAGGCAAACGGAUCCAUGUCCAGCUGUCGAGGAGCCGGCUUCGGACACAACCUGGGAUGGGCGAGAAAAAUGGCUGUUACCGGUGCGGUAAAGAGGGCCACUGGUCUAAAGAAUGCCCCAAAGAUCGCGGCGGUUUUGACGGUGGAUUCUCUUGCGACUACCCCCAACCUUACCCAACGCGGCCCAUGUCAGCAUACGGAGAGCGUCCUGUGUACGAUGAGCGGUACGGGAUGGCUCACCACUACGAGAGCUACCCGGCACAGCCAUAUGCGGCGACGGGAGACUCCUACUUUGAUCGGCGCCCAACUCAGCUUGCACCUAUAGGCGCCGCGAUGGCCAAUUGCGUCCCUGGCGGGUUAGAUCCCUAUGGGAGGCACCCAGUGCUGCCCUCGCCCCUUCCCUAUUACAACCGGGAUAGGAGCCCUCUGCGACGGAUGCCUGUGGCCCCCUCGAGCACCGGAUAUGGGUUUGAUUACACACAAGUCAAUGCGGCAGCACUGUCCAAUAGAUCUCCAUAUGACAUACCGAGCACAAUGGGAAAUGCCUACGUGGACCGUUCGCGAUACUCUAUGUUCUGAUCCAAAGGUGAGGCACUAUCCUCUUUCCAACUGCAGGUGUGUGUCUGACAUUGCAGGUGCUACUUCAGGUGGCUAUUGCACAAGGAGCUUCAAGGCUCCUCUUCCUCUGCCCCCUUCCUCCCAGGGUAACAUUGGUUCAGGGUGGGCUGGGAUUCCCAGUGUUAUUUAGUAGGCUUCUGAUGUGCUUCCAUUAAGAUUUAUGUGUGGAUUGGGACCAAUCACACAUUUUAUUGGAAGGAAACUUGUGGAGCCAGAGCUCUUCUACGUAGAGGUGAUGACAGCUGGUGAUUGGGUGAACGUUGACCAGAACAGCAGACUGCACCGUUACUGAAGUUGAUAAGUGCUUAGUGGUAACAGAACCUCGUGAUCUUUAUCUUUACAUUGAACAGUUUUUUUUUCUUUCUGUGCUGCCGAGGAUCUCAGUUCUUUGUGCAUUAGCCACUGAAUGUCUCUGAGUUUGUUAUCGACAUGGCUCAUGUAGGACAGGGUGAAAUGGCUGCGUGUUUCAGAGUGGUCGAUUUCAGGCUGCAAACUUGAGGUGAGAUGUGUGCCUCUUUAUUUUAACAUAUAUAUUUAGAGAAAUCAAAAUUGACGUCCUUGUGUGUACUUCUUUUUGUUUCUUGCAGGAAUUAUUAAGUAUCUCCGGGUCCCCCUCCCCCCAGUAUACGUGUGAGUCUUCGGGUUGUGCGGGAUGUAGCGCAAAGGACAUUUGGUGCGAUACCCCACCCCUAAUCUUUUAUUUUUAGAAAUAGUUAAAAGUACAACUCAGUUCUAGACACCAGCUCACUGUACUGGCAGUGAGCAGUGGCAAACCCCUCUCCUGCUUUCUCUGAAAACCGGGCUUGUUCUGCGUGUUCUGUUUUUAAGUCGUAACAAUUCUUUGUGCUGGUCAGGAGUACAUUGCACCUCUGUCAGCAGUAGAAAACUGACUCUUCUCUUUUUUUUAGUUUAUGCAUUUUCUUGUAUUGAAAACUAAUACAAUAAAUACCAGGUGUUUUACAUUCA
Molecule: messenger RNA, 2120 nt
Organism: Chiloscyllium plagiosum (whitespotted bambooshark)
Lineage: Eukaryota; Metazoa; Chordata; Chondrichthyes; Orectolobiformes; Hemiscylliidae
Product: RNA-binding protein 4B-like
Cellular component (GO): nucleus
Molecular function (GO): zinc ion binding; mRNA binding
Source: RefSeq, a predicted model, not a curated record